AUGGCGACUGCGGCCUUCCCCUCGCUCUCCUCCAUUGUCGCUUCCGCGGCCUCCGCCCUUUGGUCCGCCAACCUCACAUUGCCGUACCCAACGAACGCGUCGUGGCAGAACUUCGUGCUGGGGCAGGGCGGCAACCCCGAGCUCGUCACGCCGUACAUCGUGCAGAGCGCGGAGGGGCGCGUCGCGUGGGGGUUGCCGCUCUCCACCUACGACGACCUCUCCGCCACCCUCUCCUUCCGCCAACCCUCCUCCGCGCCCUCCGAUCCCCCCGCACUCGAGGUCCCCCUAGUGCGCGGGUCGCCCCUCCUGACGUUCAUAUUCCCCCCGGGCGGCCCACCUGCGACGCCCAUGCUGACGACGAUCCACGCCAUCACCGGCGUUGAGGCCAGCAGCGACAGCACCAAGUACCGCGUCGUGCUCAACAACGGCCAGGUCAGUCAGUCCGCCACAUCAACGGCUGCCUGCGCCCCAUUCCUGUGUCUCAUUCUCCCAUCGUCCUUGCUAUCUUUCCCAUCCGCUUGCUCUCAAACUUCCUGUAAUAGAGCACCCCCCCCCACUCACUCACUGGAUGUAUCAACCACCAUCUCUUCUCCCCCGUUUCUAUCUCCCUUCCCCUCUCACCAGACAUUGCUGGUGUACCUGUCUGUCGUCGCCACUGGCGCCGAGGACGAGGAGGCGCCGCUGGACGCACACGUGCCCACGGUGCCGCUGGGGGGGAGUGCGCAGGUGGGAGAGUUUCUCAUCGAGUACACCUGGCGCACCCAGCAGUGGCGCGAGCUGGCUAAUGGCGAAACUAAUGCGCCGCCGCCGCUGCUCAUGCUAUCGCUGCCAAGUGAGUUGCUUGCUUGCGCCGGUGCUGCUGUGCUGCAAUGUCACCUGCAAUGCCGUCACAAGGAUGCAAUGCAAUCCUUCAUCGCCCUCAUCAUCUUGCUGGCAUACCCCACCAUCGACGGCCAGGCGGUGGGCAUGCAGGGGGGGGUGUGGCGCCUCAACGUGCCCAAGCGACCCUCCACGUGGGAAGCAGGGCCCCUCUCGUCCGACGCACAGCUGCUGGACGAGCUGAGGGGCAGCCUCAAGCAGGACGUGGCCGCUCUGCCGCCCCUCUCCUCCCCUUCCACCUACUCCUUCAGCAAGGCAGCGGCACGCGUCGCCCGCCUGGCGCUGAUCGCAAAGCAGGUGCAAUACGAUGACAGCCUGGCCGCCGUGCUGCCGCCCCUGCGAACCGCACUCUCCACGUGGCUGGAUGGCACCUUCCCUAGUAACCGCCUGCUGUACGAUCCCACGUGGGGCGGUGUGGCCAGCGCGUACUACGCGGGGGCGCUGCUGGCGUCUGUGCUGGGCGAAAAGCCGCUUGCCUCGUCCAAUCCGGACCCCUCCCUCACACCCGGCUACGAAGCUGUGUUUGCAGAUGCCAACCGCGUGGUGGGCGUGCUGUGGUCCACCAAGCGCGAUGCGAGGCUGUGGUUCGCCCCGUCGGCGGACAUGGAGAAGCGUGUGGGCAUCUAG
Messenger RNA from Closterium sp. NIES-65, 1506 nucleotides. NCBI's taxonomy places the organism in Eukaryota, Viridiplantae, Streptophyta, Zygnematophyceae, Desmidiales, Closteriaceae. The record is from the annotation of a GenBank genome assembly.